AUGGCUUUGGAAGUUAUGAUGAAUCCAAGGUACAUAGAUCUUAAGCAGUUCGUUGUUUUGCGGCUUGGCGGGUUUCAUACAAUGUGUAUAUUCAUUGCUGUUAUCGGAAAGAGGUUUGCUGCUGCUGGUCUUCUUGACAUCGUAAUUGAGGCAAAUCGUCUUGGUGAAGCAAUCUUCCCGGUGACGGAGCUGCCACUCUCGGUUCGUCAACGAAUAGGCUAUUGUCCACAAUUUGAUGCUUUGAUCGAUUUAUUGACGGGACGGGAGAUGAUACAAAUGUAUGCUGCACUUCGUGGAGUCCCCAGUCAUGAGAUCAAUCCAUUGAUUGAAGAUUUAAUGAGAUCAGUGUUGCUAACGGAACAUGCUGAUAAGUUAACUAAAACAUACAGUGGUGGAAACAAACGCAAACUAAGUACAGCGAUAGCUUUGAUUGGCGAUCCACUCAUAGUUUUUCUCGACGAACCAACAACUGGAAUGGAUCCUGUUGCAAGACGACUGUUGUGGAACACUUUAUGUAGAGUCAGAGCCGAAGGUAUGAAACUGGUGAUGAAGUGGGUUUCCUUCCGGGGGGGGAGAUGUGUUGAAGAAUGCAAUUACAUGCAGUUCUUACCCGCCUAA
Messenger RNA from Xenia sp. Carnegie-2017, 618 nucleotides. Its product is annotated as phospholipid-transporting ATPase ABCA3-like. Gene Ontology annotation, biological process: lipid transport; transmembrane transport. Gene Ontology annotation, molecular function: ABC-type transporter activity; lipid carrier activity; ATP binding. Lineage: Eukaryota; Metazoa; Cnidaria; Anthozoa; Malacalcyonacea; Xeniidae. The transcript has 3 exons. Bases 1 to 618 code for a protein of 205 amino acids. The record is from RefSeq and is a predicted model, not a curated record. Gene Ontology annotation, cellular component: membrane; intracellular membrane-bounded organelle.